AUGACAACUUACUCUUCCAGUUCUAUGGAACUGUUUUCAACCAAUCAAUUGGCCGAUGAAACAGGUCUCAGAGCUGCCUUGUGUCACUUAGACGCUCUAGGAGGUCACAGUGGAUUACAACCUACAAUUGAGUAUCUGCUCUCUCUCCCUCAUGUUUUUGCACACAUUGUCUCAGUUUGGGAUCGCUCUACAGAAAUGAUCUCGCAACUAAUGGCUGACUUUCCUACAGACACCCAAGAGUACCGCUCAUCUCUUGCAGUGCAAGAUGCUGGACAAUCUCUCCCCAUCAAAGCCCUUCUCUUCCCAAAUGUAGAAGAGUCUGCCAAAGAUGUUGCGCCUGAAGUUUCAUUCCCUGAAGAUGCCAAGAGCUUAACAGAACAAAGUGCAUAUCUGAUGGUGCAGCCCAUGAAGGCUGCUCUUUACUUUGAAAAUGCGAACUGGGCAUAUAAACAUCUACGUGAACACCGUCGAGUGGACAAAAAAAUAUUCAAGAUUAUCUACAAGAAGAUCAAGUCCAUCUUUCGACAAAUCUCUCGCACUGGUCAAUUCUCAGCCAACAAUCACAAGAGACUCAAUGGGCCGGAUGCAGGCAUUCCUGUCUUUGAAGCCAAGAUGACCAAAGACUUAUGGCUGGUGGUAGACAUCAUUUCUCAGAAACUCUGGGCAGGAGAUAACCUAUUUCUAUCACAGUACCAGAUUGAUUGCGUCCCUGACCGGGAUGGAGAAUCAGAGAGACAAGCCUCAUUCCCACCGACGGAGCCCAAGCCAGAAACUCCGGCUAGCCCACUGGAUCUUAGUGCCAAGGACAUGGAACAUCUUCACUCUUUGCUUGUCCUAGAGAAAUAUGUUACAUUCUCGCAAGCAUUUUUGCAUAGUCUCAUCGCAAACCAAGAUGUACACCAUGUCUUCAUGCUCUCUCCUCAAGAACAAAAGGUUGUUGAAUCCACUACGUCAUGCUAUGUUUUGGGUCGCAGUGGCACAGGGCUUCUCGAGUCUCUUGCAAUGGCAGGCUAUACGCUGCAGGAAAUUGCGAAACUUGAGGCACAAAGCAUCGAGGACGAUCUUAUUGAUCUUGACACAUGCUCCUGA
Molecule: messenger RNA, 1089 nt
Organism: Suillus subalutaceus
Lineage: Eukaryota; Fungi; Basidiomycota; Agaricomycetes; Boletales; Suillaceae
Exons: 13
Coding region: 1-1089 (362 amino acids)
Source: RefSeq, a predicted model, not a curated record